Messenger RNA from Eimeria maxima, 1500 nucleotides. RefSeq lists its product as hypothetical. The coding region runs from base 1 to 1500 and encodes 499 amino acids. The record is from RefSeq and is a predicted model, not a curated record. Lineage: Eukaryota; Apicomplexa; Conoidasida; Eucoccidiorida; Eimeriidae. The transcript has 2 exons.
AUGCGGUGCCCUCCUGCUGUUCGUACAGCAGCAGCAGCUGCUGCUGCUGCUGUUGCUGCUGGCAGCCAAGCAGAAGCCUUCCGACCAGCUGUAGCAGCAGCAGCAGCAGCAUGCCGCUGCUUCCAUACCCGACGGGCAAUACAACAGGCAACAAAGGCAGCAGCAGCAGCAACACCAGCAGCAGCAGCAACACUAGCAGCAGCACCAACAGCAGCAGCAGCGGCAUCAAAAUCAGCAGCACUGCAAGGAAGGCGAUUGCUGCUGGGGGAAUCUUCUGGCGUUGCCCCUCCUCCUAUUGCUGCUGCUCUUGCUGCUGCUGCUGCUGCUGCGGCUGCUGCUGCGCGGCGUCCCCUACAGCAGCAGCGGAUACUACCAAAUCGGUAUUUGCUGCACCCUACACCCCCUAGCUAUCAGCAGCAGGCUAGCAGCAGGCUGCUGCUGCUGCUGCAGCAAUAUCCUGCAGCAACAACAGCAACAACACGAGCAGCAGCAGCAGCAGCAGCAGCAGGCUCUUUUCCUGCUGCUCGCUGGCAGCAGCGUGGGGGCUCUUUUCUUCACUGGGGAGGUAGGAAAGGGGAGCCGCAGCAAACAGAGCAGCAACAGCAGCAGCAGCAGCAGCAGGAACCGCAGCAGGUGCAGCAGGAAGGUUCCACCGUACCAGAGCAGCAAACUGUUAACUCUGAAGACAGCAGCAGCAGCAGCAGCAGCAGCAGCAGCAAAUCAGAUGUUGCUGCUAAGGAUGUUGCGCAUGCAGAGCAUGAGACUGCCGCUCCCGUUGACGCUGCUGCAGCAGGUGACCCCCGAAGCAGCAGCAGCAGCAGCAGCAGCAGCAGCUGGUCGGAGGCACUGACCGGCCGCUUCUGGCCUUCAAAACGGGGAGCAGCAGCAGACGCAGCAGAAGCUGCAGCAGAAGGUGCAGCAGCGCCUGCUGCAGCAAUAGACGCAGCAGCAGAAGCUGCAGCACCAAAGUCAGCAGCAGAGGCAGCAGCAGCAGCAACAGCAGCAAAAACAGGAACUGCAGCAGCAGCACAUCAUAGGAUAGGUUUUCCUUCCUCUCCUUCUGUUGAUCAUAUAAGGCCUCCAGCAGCAGCAGAUCCAGAAGCAGCAGCAGCAGCAGCUGCUGCUGCUGCAGCAGCAGCAGCAGCACAUGGGCAUGGAGCUCCUGCAUGGUGGCAGCUGCAGCAACUGCAGCAAGAGUUGCUGCAUUUGCUGCAGCGAGCAGCAGCACUAGAGCGCAGCAUACCCAACAGCAGCAGGAAACCCUUGCUGCUGAUACUUGCUGGUGCAGCAGCAGAAUUCUCCAAGCAGCUAUUAGAUGAUAUUCUUGCCGACAAAAAUGUAAGCAGCUGCAGCAACAGCAGCAACAGCAGCAACAGCAGCAGCAGCAGCAGCAACAACAACAGCAACGGCAGCAGCAACAGCAGCAGCAGGCAGAGAACGGGGAAAAGCAACAUGAGUAUUAGUAGUAGAGAGAUGCAGCGACGUGCUGCUGCUGUAUAA